AUGUCUUCUACCACUAAUACAGGAGAGGCUUCGCAGCCAAGUGAAACGAAAGAUUCACCAAGAACACGCGCCAUAAGACGCGCUAAGCGUAAUCAGAGGCUCAAGGCACAGGUGAUGGAUCUGAUCACAGCAAAUCCAGGGGGAGUGUGGAUGCUUGACCUACUACAACUCUAUAGGAAGCGUUUCAAACGCAACAUGAAUUUUCUUGCGAGUGGGCAUCUGAGCCUGUUAAGUCUGCUCUGUCUCUUGGACGAGCACGUGGUCGUCACCUGUCUUGAAGACGGCUCUUGGUUCGUGCACCUGCGCGGCGCCGAGCCCGAGUACCCUCCCGUACCGGCGCCCAGUCCUCGCCCCGUGCGCGCCAGCACGCCAGUCACAGACGAGGACGCGCUGCCCUACAUCCCCUAUGACGAGGACGUGUUUCCCGAGGACUGCAUGCAGCCGAUGGAAGUCAUCCCGGAGUCGUCACUGCGGGACAUACAGCCCGCCGACAUGGUGGAGAUCAGUGUGACAGAGGUGUACUCUCCCUCGCACUUCUGGUUAAUGCGCCUCGGCGAGGAGUACCACAUUGCCUUGGAGAUAAUCAUGGAUGAGAUGGCGCGCUACUACGACGAUGAGGGCCGCUCACGCUUCCUGGCGCCCAGCGCCAUGCGCGUGGGGCACUACUGCAGCGCGCCAUACGAGCGUCGCUGGCACCGCGCGGUCAUCGUCCAGCUCAAAGACAGCGACAUUGUUAAGGUGCGGUACGUGGACUACGGCACGGUGGAGUCGCUGCAGCGCUGCGAGCUGCGGCCGCUGCGGCGCGAGUGGGCGCAGCUGCCGGCGCAGGCGCUGCGGGCGCGGCUGGCUGCCGUGCGUCCCUGUGCCGACGCUACCCGCUGGCCGUUCGCUUCCUCCGCGCACUUCCUCAAACUCGUGGCCAACAUGCGCCUCGUCGCAAACGUCGUCUCAGUCAACACCGAGGAGAAGGUGAUCGAGACUCUGUUAGUAGACACGUCUACGCCGAAGGACCUCCUAAUCAGCGACGCACUAAUCAAAACCGGCCACGCUGACGCACGGCACGACAGCGUUCGGGCGUCGGAGCCGCACCUAAUCCCGACGUUCGAGGCACUCGAGAGCGGCGCCGCACUCGGCCCGAAGGACGUAAUGUUUUACCUGAACAACGGCGUCCCGCUUGAAAAGCACCCUGCCUAUGUCGAGCACGUCAUUGCGCCCAUCAAGCGCGCCACGAUCACCAGGGACGAAGCACCCGGCCUGACCAGAGACUCUGCGUCAGAGCCAUCCACGCCGGGUCAGCUGCUACUGGCGGCGCUCCAGGUGGGUGCGAAGUCGUCGUCAUCCCUCGACGAAGAGCCCCGGUCGCACUCGUCGGCACCGCUCGGGGAGAGGCCAUUAUGCUCCUCGGCGUCGGUCGCGUCGGUCGAGUCGGAUAUAGCAGCACUGACUCUGGAGGAGCGCGACACCUAUAACUCGCUGCUCCGAGAGGACCCGGUAGCCGCUCACUGGUACAAGGCUGGCGCGCUGGGCCGCGCCAUGCACCCCGAGUAGGGAACCAAACCACCGUUAACGUCACAAUCGCUGUCACUCCUCACCGAUCCCCUCGAAAUACAUAUACAGAGUUGCUACCCAAACGCUACCAGCUACCAUUAGUUGCUACCGAUUGCUACCCUCAUGGUUUUGAAGAUAUUCAGCAUCU
Helicoverpa zea (corn earworm) is the source of this 1696-nucleotide messenger RNA. RefSeq names its product tudor domain-containing protein 5-like. The transcript is spliced from 8 exons. The record is from RefSeq and is a predicted model, not a curated record. Lineage: Eukaryota; Metazoa; Arthropoda; Insecta; Lepidoptera; Noctuidae. The coding region runs from base 1 to 1548 and encodes 515 amino acids. Gene Ontology annotation, biological process: spermatogenesis.